Molecule: messenger RNA, 4207 nt
Organism: Epinephelus fuscoguttatus (brown-marbled grouper)
Lineage: Eukaryota; Metazoa; Chordata; Actinopteri; Perciformes; Serranidae
Gene: slc15a2
Product: solute carrier family 15 member 2
Exons: 22
Coding region: 246-2357 (703 amino acids)
Biological process (GO): transmembrane transport; oligopeptide transport
Cellular component (GO): membrane
Molecular function (GO): dipeptide transmembrane transporter activity
Source: RefSeq, a predicted model, not a curated record
CUUUACGCACACGUAUGAUAUGCGUGUGUGUGUCUGAGGUGUGCAGGGCCUCCGACACUCCGAGCGGAAGAAGUGAGAGUUGUUUGGUGGAACAUUAACUCCAGUCUGCUUUAAGAGGAUUCAUGACCGAGCCUCUACACUCGUGUCCUCGGAGCAGAGACGGAGUGGGACGGACUUGGAAAUCAGUCAGCAGCUCCCGAUGCGACAGCAAACAUCCACAAAGUCUCCACAGCAAAUAAAGCACCAUGAGUAAGAAACUAUGUGGGACCAAUUAUCCCGUCAGCAUCUGCUUCAUCGUGGUGAACGAGUUCUGCGAACGCUUCUCCUACUAUGGCAUGAAAGCGCUGCUCACGCUUUACUUCGUCAACUACCUGCACUGGGACGAGGACCUCUCCACCGCUAUCUACCACGCCUUCGGCAGCCUCUGCUACUUCACACCCAUCCUGGGAGCGCUCAUCGCUGACUCCUGGCUCGGAAAAUUCAAGACCAUCAUCUACCUGUCCUUCGUCUACGUCAUCGGCCAUGUGGUGAAGUCGGUCGGAGCCAUUCCCACUGUGGGAAACACCACCGUGCACAUCUCUCUGUCCAUGGUAGGUCUGAUACUCAUAGCUUUCGGCACCGGAGGAAUCAAACCCUGCGUGGCGGCGUUUGGAGGAGACCAGUUUGAUGAGGAACAUGGCACCGAGAGGCAGAAGUUCUUCUCCAUUUUCUACAUGUCCAUCAACGCCGGCAGCCUUCUGUCCACCGUGAUCACUCCCAUACUGAGAAGUGACGUGCAGUGUUUCGGUGGAGACUGCUACGCUCUGGCCUUCGGGGUUCCUGCAGCUCUGAUGAUGGUGGCUUUAGUUGUGUUCAUUGCUGGCAGCGGGCUGUACAAGAGGAAUCCUCCCCAGGGAAACAUCCUGUUGGAGGUCUGCAAAUGCAUCGGGUUUGCCAUCGAAAACCGCUGGAACAGAUCGAAGUAUGACUCUCCGAGGAAACACUGGCUGGACUGGGCUGAGGAGAAGUACUCAAAGCGACUGAUCCAGGAGAUUAAGAUGGUGCUGCGGGUUUUGGUGCUCUACAUCCCGCUGCCGAUGUUCUGGGCUCUGUUUGAUCAGCAGGGCUCCCGCUGGACGCUUCAGGCCACGAGGAUGAACAUGGCUUUUGGAGAUUCCUUCAAUAUUAAGCCGGACCAGAUGCAGAUGUUGAAUGCUCUGCUGAUUCUCGUCUUGGUGCCCAUCUUUGACCUCAUUAUAUAUCCACUCGUCGCCCUUUGCAGGAUCAAUAUCACGCCUCUGAGGAAAAUGGCCGCAGGGAUGAUUUUUGCCGCGCUGGCCUUUGGAGCGGCCACACUGGUGGAGGUGAAUGUUGUGGAAUCUGUGGUGGAUCCUGCACCUGCGGGGAAGUGUCUCCUGCAGGUCUUUAAUGUGGCGCCAGGUAACGUGAGUCUGAAGAUCCCCGGCAGCGACGUGUUCCCAGAGCCGAUCCCAGAGCUUCAGGACCCUCCCAAAUAUGAGAUGUUUCCAGCGUCCGGCGAGGACCUGAAGAUUGAAGUCACCUUUGAAGGAAAAACGUCAGAGUGUAACUUCACGUUCGUCCAAAAGAAAGCCUACAGUCUCAUCUUAUACCCCGACGCUACUGGGAUCCAGUGUGAACGAGUGGAGGACUGCAUCACCAAAAAUAAAGACGGGAAUCCUCUCCUCAGGUUCCUCAACACACAGCCGGAGGCCAUUAACCUGACUGUUGGAGGCGUGGACUUCGAGCUGCCCUCUGGUUACAGCAUGUCUCCCAACAAGACCGUGGAGCGAGGAGUAUACACAGCCAGCUGCAGCUUACCCUCACGGGAAUGUCCUGAUUUGGACCUGGGCCUGCUGGACUUUGGAGCCGCCUACACGGUCGUACUCACAGAGAAAGCAGGUAAAAUCAGUGUUCACAAGAUGGAGGACGUGAAAGCCAACAACGUGCACAUCGCCUGGCAGAUCCCUCAGUACGCCCUCAUCACCAUCGGAGAGGUCAUGUUCUCCAUCACAGGCCUGGAGUUCUCCUACUCACAGGCUCCGGCCAACAUGAAGUCGGUCCUGCAGGCCGGCUGGCUGCUCACUGUCGCAUUUGGGAACGUGAUCGUGCUGAUCGUGGCCGAGGGUGCAGGACUGGAGCAGUGGAAAGAGUUUCUGCUGUUUGCCGGCCUGCUGCUGGGCGUCUGCAUCAUCUUCUCCAUCAUGUCCUACUUCUACACCUACGUGGACCCCGAUCAGCUGGACAAGGUUUACCUGGAGGACUCAGGGAGGGAGGAUGACGACCGCGAUGACGACAAGGUGAAGAAAAAACCCAACGACGUCCCCAUGAUGAAGACAGGGCAGAGCACCAGACUGUGACGGGGCCACAUCACGUCCUCCAUCGUCUCUGCUGCAGCUGAUUUCACUUCAGCAGAACAUGACAGGUGUGUGAGGACUGGAGAGGUGAUGUGAAGGUACCGUCUUUACUUAAGGAAGGUCUCUGUGAUGGUGAAGCACUAAGACGUGAUCGUCAGACGUUUGUCACAUUAAUUAAUAUAUUAGUGAAACUUUAACACUCCAGUCGUUUAAAAUGUUUAACCACAAAGUGUUUUAUUUUCUGACUGAAUCUGAAUUCAUAAUAAGUUCUGUGAUUCCCGCACCGUGAUCAAGUGUUACUACAAAUGAAUGUCAGACAUUAUAGCUGUAAAUAUUUGUUGUGUAUUAACUCCAUGUCGAUGUUUUAUUUUCUAUGACGCUAAAGAAAAAUCAGAACCUGCUCAGUCUUUGAUGAAACAUGUUGGACAAACGCUUUAGUUUACAUUGUGUGUGUAUAACAGUGACACUAAAAGGACCAAAGCUGCUGCUGGUUCUGCAUGUUGGAGGCCGCUCGUUUGAAGUGUAGUAGAAAACAUUGACAUGACCAAGUGAAGAAGCUGCUGGAACUUUCUAACGUCUGUGGAGAAUCAUUUUUCCUCAGGUCUUCAAAUGUGUUUGUCUUGUUGUGUUAUUGGGAGCCAGAAUAGAAGGAGUCAUGGCUCAAAACCAGCCGCCACUGCCCGUCAACAAAAACAAAGAUGGUUAAAUGUGAUAAGACCAAAGGACUGGACGGAGGCCAUCAUCAAAAAUGCUCACAUGUGCAGCGCACACUUCAUAUCAGGUUAGGGAAAAAGUAUUUCCUGUUGUAGGGAUGAAUAAGGUUAUGUGUAUUAAGGGUUAUCAUGUCCACCUCAUCAGAAACUGGGGAGGGAUUAAGAGGAAGAUUGGAUUUCUCUGCAACGCUAACUUUUUAGCACAUUAGCUAACGUUAGCUUCCAUAGCAAAACAAACAAGUGUGGUCCUCCUUUGUAAGAUUGGCUUCCUGUGACAUCAUCCAUCCACUGAGUGAGAGCAUACGGGUCGGCCAGUCUGGUCCCGUUGGUCAGUGUUUACUUAUUCAAGUAACACUGGCGGUCCCGGAGAGUGAGUGACCUGACAUGGUGCGUUGGUAAAUUCAGUCUGACGCUCUACACUAAAAUGAGAGCCCUGUUGGUGGAAGAAACGCAGCGUUAUAUUUCUACAUGAAUGAACCAACGGUUAAGUUAAUCACACAUUCACUCCGCUCGGCGCUCUGCUGCUCCGUCUCCACAGACAGAGUGUCCAGAGUGCGCUCUGCCACUCUGAGAGUGCGCUGCUCUGGAUAACCCAACGCUACAUUCAGACAGCGCUCCCAAUUUAUCAACGCUCCAGUUUGUGUGAGAAACACCAGUCAUCUUCAUCCAUUGUCUUAAACAGGCCAACAGAACUAUGGAGAACUGUUUUGCCUCCAGCUAAGCUCCGCCCACCAAAAAACGUCAUACUGUUUACUAACAGUAAAAGUGUCUACAGGAGCUUCCUCUCUCUGAAACGACCUGUGAUUGGUCAAAGUCUCCUGUCACAGAUUUCCUGAAGCCUAAACCCAGAGCCAAGAGCAGGAGCAGGAGUCUAGUUUCCUCACGGACCACUUCAGUUACGAUAUGCUGAAAGCUUAUUAUGGGAUGUUUGUCCACUGACAGCAGAGUAAACCUGCCUACCACAGCUUUAAGUCCUGUGAAUGUGAUGUGUAGUUGAAACAUGCAGAACCAACAGCUCGGUCCUUUAAAGCCGUAAAAUAAAAUACUUGAUGGUGUUUUUGUUUACUGUGGGAAAGUGCUGAUGAAGCUGCUCCCUAUAAAGUUCUGUAAAUAGAUGGCUGAUGCUGAAACUUGUUUUUG